CCAAAGGAUAAGGUCAUAACCGUACAGCUGUAGCCGGAAUCAAAAGUUACGAGAACCGUUGGGGAUAUUCGCGAAACAACUGUUGCUUUAGCCACAAACUCGGAUCGAACAAAGCGAGUCCGUUCGUGCCCGAAACACCAGUGCCAUUUAAAAAGUAAUAAAACACUGAUGUAACGCAGUGACAAUAGACUGCAAUUACGGCGGUUUAAGUGAUUCAUAUUGCGUGUUAAAAAUUUUCGGGGAUAAUAAUAACGACCACAAUGGAUCAAAGCGACCAAAAGCGCUCAGUGUAACAAACACGGUCAAUGAAUAAUCCCGUCCAGGAAAGUUUUAAUGCGAGAAUGAGCGCCACUGCUGAAAGUCCCGAAGAGGUGGAAGGCGUUAACGGAACGUUCCAAGGAUUCGAUUAUGGUCUCCUCGUCCCUAUCUCGAGUAAUGUCCCCGAGCCAGACACUGGCGAAAAUCUGAUGCCCAUCUGGGUGAAAGUGUUAUGGACUAUCAUUUUUCUGGGGAUGAUUCUGGUGGCGACUGGGGGAAAUUGCAUCGUGAUCUGGAUUGUUACUGCACAUCGUAGAAUGAGAACUGUCACGAACUACUUCCUAGUGAAUCUGAGCAUGGCGGAUCUCCUCCUGACGACAUUCAACUGCAUUUUCAACUUUUCGUACAUGAUUCAAAGAGAUUGGCCGUUUGGGAGUCUCUAUUGUAUUAUCAGCAACUUUAUUGCGAAUGCCACGGUUGCAGCCAGCGUUUUCACAUUGACUGGAAUCUCAUGUGACAGGUAUUUAGCCAUCGUGCAUCCCCUGCAACCCCGAAUGUCAAAAAAAUCCUCUCUCAUCGCGAUUACAGUUAUUUGGUUGGCGAGCAUGGCGGUGGCUUUUCCUUGUUUACUCUACUCGACUACAAUAACCAACAAGUAUAAAGGAAAAGAGCGCACUGGAUGCAUCCUAAUCUGGCCAGACGGCAAAGUCGUAGGAUCUCAUUUCGACUUUGCAUACCAGAUGAUAUUCAUAAUAAUAACGUACGUGAUUCCUGUGACUUUGAUGUCCUUUUCGUACACUAUCAUGGGUAAGGAGCUUUGGGGGUCGCGUUCAAUAGGAGAAAUGACGCAAAGGCAAAUUGACUCAAUUCGUUCGAAAAGAAAGGUAGUCAAGAUGUUCAUCCUCAUCGUCUUCAUCUUCGCAAUUUGCUGGCUCCCAUAUCACGGCUAUUUCCUCUACGUCUACUACGACACUGAUAUAAUUUUCAGUAAAUACACGCAACAUGUAUAUCUCGCAUUUUACUGGUUCGCUAUGUCGAAUGCCAUGGUGAAUCCCCUGAUUUAUUACUGGAUGAACGCAAGGUUUCGUCAAUACUUUAAAACGGCCAUUUGUGGAUGGAAGAAGUGCAUUUUUCACAAGAAGUGCAAAGGGGACGAUUCUUCGAUCACGGAACGGCCGUCACAUUCGUUUGGUAAAUCAGGGUAUGGCGGUUCCAGAAAAUCCAGAAGAGGAAACCGGAACCAAGACGACAGUCCGAUGAAAGUUGGAACGAACGAGACGCCGCCACCGACUCCGAAGAACCAAAACGACGAAGACAAAGCCAACUCUUCAAAGAAUAACCGAAGAAGUUGGAUACGGAGUUCGUUUCAAAACGAGAGCAAAAAGACGAUAACUGUGAACUUAUAGCCGAUGAGUGUGUCCGAAUAAUGAAUUGUUAUUGUGAUAAAUAUUUCAAAUGUUAAUUAGUAUUGUGAAUUGUCAUUAAGGUUUAACUAUUUGGGGCAGAAAGCAUUGUUAGAACUGUUUAAUCAAUGAGUGCUUUCUGUCCGAACGCAGCUUUAAUAUAAACAAAGACUUAAAAGCUUGUUAUUUCGGUUUAAAAUACUUUGAUGUGAUGGGUUUUGAUCGAUUUUAAAACAUUGACAGAAAAAAUUCUGUGAUAUCUGAUAAUAAUAAUGAUACAUAUUUUUAUUCAUUGUUAUUUAUUCCUAUAGUUCGUUCAAUUUUGCAAUUUUCGACAAAGUUUUAGAAAUAUGAAACAACAAAAUUGUGAUAAUUUGUUUUCAAACGGUGUUAUAAAACUCGUUUCCUACAAACAAGUUUAACAAUUAAUAUUUAAAUUAUACAAGUUUCUGAAGACGCAUUUCCUAGUGGAAAAGUUCGUAAAUAAAUAUCAAUAGCGAAUAGAAAUUAUAGCUUUUGGAGUUUCAGUGCACCAGUUGCCACAGCAGGUACGGUUGUUAAUUUAACUUAUUCACAAUUUGAAUUUAUAGUAAAUUCAAAACACUUUUGCAUUUUAAAUAGAAACAUUUUGUAAGUAAAAAAUAUUAUUAUAAUAACAAUAAAUAAAAAUAUAAACUUGCGAGUUUUUAGUGCAAUU
This is a messenger RNA of Zophobas morio, 2358 nucleotides long. Its product is annotated as tachykinin-like peptides receptor 86C. Lineage: Eukaryota; Metazoa; Arthropoda; Insecta; Coleoptera; Tenebrionidae. Bases 306 to 1664 code for a protein of 452 amino acids. The record is from RefSeq and is a predicted model, not a curated record. The transcript has 10 exons. Gene Ontology annotation, cellular component: plasma membrane. Gene Ontology annotation, molecular function: tachykinin receptor activity. Gene Ontology annotation, biological process: G protein-coupled receptor signaling pathway.